Gaeumannomyces tritici R3-111a-1 is the source of this 2685-nucleotide messenger RNA. RefSeq lists its product as hypothetical. NCBI's taxonomy places the organism in Eukaryota, Fungi, Ascomycota, Sordariomycetes, Magnaporthales, Magnaporthaceae. Gene Ontology annotation, molecular function: lipid binding. Bases 156 to 2465 code for a protein of 769 amino acids. The transcript has a single exon. The record is from RefSeq and is a predicted model, not a curated record.
UCAUCAUUUGCCCGUUCCAUCGAUAGUGCUACCACGGACGACGAUGUGACGCGUUGAUUUUAGGAUUGAAAGGAACUCUCCAUCCUCACAUCGCUGGCGACGGCCCAAGUCUGUCGACCUGCUCACCUUUGUAAACCUUCCUCCAGCCAAGCAUCAUGGAUCCCAGAACAGCCGCCGAGAUGUUCACCUGCUGUGGGCUUUGCGGCCCUACCGAGGAGGAGCAGCGAGAGCCUCUCCUGGCGCAAUAUGACGACGAGACCAGUAUGCAGGCGGCACUUCACCAGAAACUGCACACGUACCAGAUGCUCAGGGCUCUGUCGCAAGGAUACAUGCCCACCAACGAGCAGCUCAUCAUCAACCUGCGCACUUUGAUGGCCUCGGAGCUCCUCCAUCCAUCACCCCCGGCCGACGAUCUGAGCGACUCCGGCCGUGCCUUGCUCCAUUUCUCCAGGGAGACCCUCAAGAAUAUCAUCGAGCUCCUGCAGCAUAAAAAUUCCGAGGACCAGGUUCAGGAUUUCAUCUGGCACCUGUCACAAGUCAGGGUGUCUGUCGACUUUGAAGAUAUCGCCAAUCGCGCGGCCAAGGCUCAAUCCAAGGCACACACCGCCGCUGCUUAUGAAAGCUUGCGGACGGUGGGCUCGCUGCUGUUGACAAACUCAGACUUUCGGCUAUUCUUGUCUGACCUGGGCACUGUGGGGAAGGAGGUGUUCAGUGACACUGCGCUGAAGCUUUCCGAAGUGUCCAAGAAGGCGGCAAAACAAAUCGAGCCUUCGCAGGAGGAGCAGGAAUCUCUGAAGCAGUUAGGCACCGAAUCGAACGGGAAGCAGCCAGAGGUCGACAGCGAUCAGUCUCUGACCAGAAAGGAAGACCAAGGCCCAACCGAAGGGGAGCUGACCAAAGAGAUGGAAGAUGUGACAAGCGUGCUUGCCGAAGGGGUCGCAGAGGUAGCCAGUGAGGCUCAACACAGUCUGGUGGAUCACAUCAAGGGCCCCGAGAAGGAUGCGCUACUCUAUCGCCUGAAGAGCGCCGUCACGAACCUCAGGCAGCGCCAGGACUACUCCAACUCGGUCUCGACACUCUCCCUGCUUCUCAAGCGCUACGCCAUGGUCUACUCGCACGUGGUUGAUGACGCCAUGCAGGUCGCCGAGGAUGACGUCAAUGUCAACCCGGAGACGGACCGGGCCAUGAAGAACUUUUGGUCGCUGGUAAAGUCGUUUGGCGACCGCAAGGAAUGGGAGGAGCUUGAGCGGCGGCUGAACAAGAUCACGGAACGCGGCCAGAGCGAUCCUGAUUUUGACGAACUGGUCCGCCAGGUGGGAAACUCGGUCGAGGCACUCCUGUCGGAUCCAUCAUUCUACGACCAAGCCGAAGAGCGCCUCAAGGAGCUCAGGAAUCAGUCGCAAGAGCUCGCUUCCGGGCCAACCAUUCGUCAAGAAGUGGACGGUGCGCUUGCACAACUCCAGGUCGUAGUGCAGUCGGUUUUGCACGACGCCGACAUCGCACGCCUUCUAAACACCAUGUCCAAGGUCGGACGCAUAUUAUCGCCAGGAAGCAGCUACAUCAAUGCCGACCUCGUGGCCGACUGCGUCAACGUCUUCGUCCCGCUCCUGGUGCAAGGGAUUCAAUAUGUGCCAAUCCCGCGACUCGAGGUAUCAACCCCUGAUGUUGAUCUACUACUGGAGAAUCUGGUCCUCGAGCCCGGCCGAACCAUCAACGGCAGCUCUUUCCUACCAUACAGGCUCCGAGUGGAGACGCGCAACGACCUGGAGAUACGCAAAACGCGACAGCUCAAGACAACCUCGUCGGUGCAAUCUAUAGUCGCCAUCAAGCUGGACGGUCUCUCCAUCGCGGCACAAGAUGUCGGCUUCUGGGUGCGUGCGCACUCGGGCUUGAUUCGGUGGGCGGACGAGGGCAUCGCGUCGUUCCGGCUCGACGAGCGGGGCAUGGACGUGCACAUCGAGGUCGAGGUGGGCAAGGAACGCCUGGAGAAGAUGCUCACGCUACGGUCGGUCAAGGUCACGAUCCACGAGCUCGACUACACGCUGCGGCAGAGCAAGCUCUCGUGGGGCGCCUGGCUGCUCAAGCCGUUCGUGCUCCCGCUGAUGCGCCGGGCGCUCGAGCUGCAGGUCGCCACCGCCGUCUCGGACGGGCUGCAGGCGGCCAACCGGGAGCUACUCUACGCGCGCGAGAGGCUGCGCGCCACGCGCGUUGCAGACCCGGACAGCCUGUGGACGUUUGUCAGGGCAGUCGCGGCGAGGCUUGCGCCGGCCGACGACCCGGACGUGGAGACAUGCAUCGGCAUCACGGAGCCCGGUCGCGGGGUGUUCAAGGGAGUUUACGCUCCAGGGAGCCUCGUGAAACUGUGGAACGAGGAGGCUGCCCAGGCCAAGGAUCGGGUCCUGGAACAGGAGAGUGGUGGGUGGCGAAAUGACAUUUUCGACGUUCAGACAACACCCGCCAUGUAAUUCAUGUCAACUGUGCACUGAACGCCUGAUGGCCCAACCUCGAUGUUUUUUUUUCUUCUUCUCAAUAACUUCUGCAUGGGUUAUUUUUUUUCUCAAUACCUGCUGUUUGUAUCCAUUGAUACUAUCAUACGUUGCAAGGUAGUUCUCCGGCGGAUCAAUAGAAUGAUUUUCACCAGAGGAUACGAUCCGUGAGUAAAUGGAGAAUAAAGGAUUUGCACGG